Toxotes jaculatrix (banded archerfish) is the source of this 1088-nucleotide messenger RNA. Its product is annotated as coiled-coil domain-containing protein 106-like. Gene Ontology annotation, cellular component: nucleoplasm. The coding region runs from base 43 to 903 and encodes 286 amino acids. The record is from RefSeq and is a predicted model, not a curated record. The transcript is spliced from 4 exons. Lineage: Eukaryota; Metazoa; Chordata; Actinopteri; Toxotidae.
CAGGCUUGUCAAGCAACAAAUACACACUCUCAAUUCACUCACAUGCUGUUACCCAGUGAGCCCCUCCCACCCGGCACUCAGCCCCAGCACAGACAGAAACUGGGGUGUGAGGGGUCAGAGGACCCAGAGAUGGGGCUGCUGUGUGGAGGCAGCUGCACGAGAGGGACCACAGACCAGGCCGAGAGAUGCAGCUCUGUCACAGAGACUACGGAGAAGACUGCAGCUGCAGGCGGCCAGAGUGAGCUGGAGAAGCUGCGAGCGUUACUUUGUGCAGAACGCAGCCGUAACCAGCAGAUGACAGAGAUGAUCUCCAGUCUGAAGCAGGACAAAGAGCUGCUACAGCACGAACUCACUAAGAAAGCCGAACUCAUCUGUGACUUCCUGCAGGACAAGCUGCGGCCAGAGAAGAGGUGGCCUCGUUGUUCUACUCAGAUGGACCCGGGUAGUUCACACAUGACCUCUUCUGACGACGUGGCAGGGUUUGAUUCGCCAACACUGUUUGACUCAUUCGAGGAAAUGGAGCUUCACCCACUGGAGCACCACCGGGCCCUGAAGAGCAAAAGGAGCCGGGAAGGAGAGAACACCAGAGUUAGGAUGAAAAAUGUGGUGGGUGUGAUAGCCCGCUACAUGGCCGCCCUCCAGGAGUUUCGGCGCAGCGUCUCCAUGAAGGUGGCCUUUGACCGGGUUGGAGUAGACCGCAACACAAUCUCCCGUACGGCGGCCAUAGCCGAGCUCAGCCUGGCCGCUCCAGAGGUGUUCCACGCUUUGGCACCGUGGGACGAGAAAGAGGAGACGCUGGCACAUUACGCUCACCGCUGUCGCCAGGCGAUGGAUGACACCAUUAAGGCCAAGAUCAAAAUGAUGAAGGCAAAGGGAGAACUGCUGCCAAUAGUGUCAAAAUGAUGAACAGUUACAGAUAUUGUACGGACUGAAUCGGAGGCCUACAGUGCUCAGCUCUUGUGCAAAUGAAAAGAAAAUCCAACACAUACAUAAAACAUGUUUUACAGUCUCAUGUACUUCUGAUCAUAUCAUGUGGCCACAUCUUUGCUGCUGUGAGUGUAGAAGCACUGUAGCUCUUUCUUCCUCCU